GCCUUCCAGUGCAGAGUCAGCUUGCCUUCCAGUGCAGAGUCAGCUUGCCUUCCAGGGCGAGCUGAGCGAGCUGAGCCAGCUGCACCAGCUGAGCCAUGAUGAAAAUUCCAGUGCUGCAGAUGAGUGGGGAGGCUGUGAUCGUUGAUGUCCUGCCUGAGAUGACGAUCCAGGAGUUGAAGAGGCAGCUGAAAGACUUGCUUCGAGCCGACGAUGAGUCCAUGAAAGCGGUGACCAUGGUGGAAUUGCUGGUGGGUGAAACUAAGCUCACCGAUGAUCAGACUGUGGUGGAAGCAGGGCUUUCCGAAGAUGUGGUCUUGCAGGUCUUCUUCACGGUCCGCUCAGUGGAGUGCUCGCACCAAAACGAAGUGGGCCGCUCGCUGCGCAGGCAGCUCCGCGGCUCCUCGGACGAAGAAGCGUUGUUCGUGGUCAACAUCCCAGAUGGCGUGACGGACAUCCCUCGGACCGCCUUCACUGACUGCAGACUUGUUGCUAAAGUAAAUAUUUCAAACUCUGUCACCCGGAUUGGACAGAGGGCCUUUCGUGGCUGCGACGCGUUGACAAGCCUGAGAAUUCCUAGCUCUGUGACUGAGAUUGCAAGUGAGGCUUUUGCUGACUGCAGCUCACUGACAAGCUUGACAAUUCCAGACUCUGUGACUGAGAUUGGAUCAGGUGCAUUUGAUGGUUGCAGUUCACUCACAAGCCUAGUGAUUCCUGACUCAGUGACUCAGAUUGAAACCGGCACAUUUGCUAGCUGCAGCUCGCUGAGAAGCCUGACAAUUCCUGCCUUUGUAAGUGAGAUUCAAGGCUUUGCAUUUGCCGACUGCAUCUCUCUGACAAAUCUGACACUUCCAGAGACUGUGACUGUGAUCGGUCGGAGUGCUUUUGCUUGCUGCGGCUCACUGACCAAUGUCAGAAUUCCGGAUCGUGUGACUUUCAUUGAAGAAAAGGCCUUUUCUGGCUGCAGCUCAAUUACAAGCCUGGCGAUUCCUGACUCAGUGACUCGUAUCGACUGGGAAGCCUUUGCUGGCUGCAGCUUACUGCCAAGUCUGACAAUUCCAGACUCUGUGAUUGAGAUUGCACGUGAGGCUUUUGCUGGCUGCACCUCUUUGUCAACCUUGACAAUUCCGUAUCAUCUGACUUUCAUUGCAGAAAGGGCCUUCGCUGGCUGCAGUUCACUCAGGAGCCUGGUGAUUCCUGACUCAGUGACUCGUAUCGGGUGGGAAGCCUUUCUUGGCUGUAGCUUGCUUACAAAUCUGACAAUUCCAAACUCUGUGACUGAGAUUGAAGGCUCGACAUUUGCUCACUGCAGCUCAAUCACAAGCCUGGUGAUUCCUGACUCAGUGACUCGUAUCGGGUGGGGAGCCUUCAAGGGCUGCAGCUUGCUUACAAAUCUGACAAUUCCAGACUCUGUGACUGAGAUUGCAUGUGAGGCUUUUGCUGGCUGCAGCUCUUUGACAACCCUGACAAUUCCGGAUCGUGUGACUUUCAUUGAAGAAAGGGCCUUUGCUGGCUGCAGCUCACUCACAAGCCUAGUGAUUGCUGACUCAGUGACUGAGAUUGAAGACAGUGCAUUUGCUGGCUGCAGCUCACUAAGAAAUCUGACAAUUCCAGGUUUUGUGACUGUGAUUAAAGCCUUUGCAUUUGCUGACUGCAGCUCGCUGACAAGCGUGACAAUUCCAGACUCUGUGACUGAGAUUGCACGUGAGGCUUUUGCUGGCUGCAGCUCACUGGCAAGCUUGACAAUUCCAGACUCUGUGACUGAGAUUGGAGCGGGUGCAUUUGAUGGCUGCAGCUCAAUGACAAGCCUGGUGAUUCCUAGCUCAGUCACUGAGAUUGGAAACGGUGCUUUUGCUGGUUGCAGCUCGCUCACAAGCCUGACAAUGCCAAACUCUGUGACCGUGAUUAGGGAGAGUGCUUUUGCUGGCUGCAGCUCACUGACAAGCCUGGUGAUUCCGGGCUCUGUGACUACGAUUGGAAAGAGGGCCUUUGCUGGCUGCAACUCACUGACAAGAGUGACCAUUCCUGAGUUUCUGGAUUGUCGAAGAUCUGGCCUGCAUGACUCGCCCUGCAUGACUAGAAGAUGCACGUGCGGAGGCAGCUGCUGGUGAUUGUUCAAGACAGUUUUUUAUCCUGGGAAUCUUCCAUCCCAACACUUCUAUCAAUUGGUUGUCGGAGAGCUCCUUCUUAUUCAGCCAACUUUAAAUUCCCCUUGAAAGCAUGAAACAUUUGAUGGAACCUGGCCUUGCAGACACCUCCAAAAAUCUGUUGCAUCGCGCCGCACCCCAGGCCUCCUGACAAAGGACAAAUAAGCAAAACUGUUUUAACACCCAUCGCUUGGAGGGUAUCCUUAUUCUAAAACACACCCAAAUGCUUGUCUGAGGUCAAUCUUGUGCUGGACUUUUGGCCAUUUUCCAAACGAACUACUGUAG
Molecule: messenger RNA, 2429 nt
Organism: Durusdinium trenchii
Lineage: Eukaryota; Dinophyceae; Suessiales; Symbiodiniaceae
Source: the annotation of a GenBank genome assembly